CUUUUUAAAUUGAACAUGCGUUCUAUGACCUUGUAACUUAAAGAGGACAUUGGGAUAUACUGAAAUCUGUCCGUUGUGUAUCUCUGCUAGGAAGAUUAUUUCCGCUAGUCACUAAUCUAACACUGCAAGUAUACUUACUACAUGUCGCUCAACGCCUGACUAAAAGAGUCGUGAUAUUCGGGAGGUUAAUUGAAGAUUGAAUCGUCUUGGGUCUUUGAAACAACAAGAAUAACGAAUGAUAAUUCAUAAGUUAACUUUGUGUUGCAGACGGUUCUAUAGAAUUGCUGAGAGUGCCGUGAUGUGGCUUUUUCGUACUGAAAUUUGCUUAUUUCUGUCAGUUUCCGCCAUUCUUUCAGCGUUUUGUGUACUCGAGUCCAUACUCCACCCUGAAGAAAACUCAGAAACGUUGGAAGUGUUGACAUUAUCAAAUGAUACCAGUUCAGAUUCGGAACUUGACGAUAAUGCUUCUUCACCAAUCGAAAAUAUAUCAACUUUUAUAUCACUUGUCCUGGGGCUGUUUGCAGUUCUUUUGGUUCUUUGGAAAGUAGCUGUAGUUAUGUUUUUCGGAAGCCUGACAUCUGCUGAAAGAGUAUCCCUUUCCAAGUCUCUCUUUCGUUUUGUUCUUUUCCAUUUUAUCAUACUUUCCGGCGCAAUUAAUCCUUCUCGACUGACAAGUCUCUUGGGAUGGCUUUGUUGGUUCAGUAUUCUCGGUGUGUUGCACAUGUUAACAUCUGUGGCUUCUUCCAGAUGUAACCAAAUGUCGGCUUCUGGUGCCGUAAACAUGCGCCAGUGGUUGCGGAUAUACUGUAUGUUAAUUAUCAUUUCUUUUGCAAAUUGGUACUUACUUAAAGCCGGUUUGGAAAACUGCUUCACGUUGGCAGACAUAGAUGUCUCAACUAGUGGAGACUUUUUAGAUGUUCAUUCGCGGAAUUCCUUCUUAACUGGCCUCAAAACACCAACUGUGUUAGGUGCAUUGAAAGCUAAAAUAACAGGGAAAAAGGAGCUUUUGUAUGAUGCUGUUGAUGUUGUCGCCCUACUUAUAUCUGAGUUUGCUCUUCUGAUGUGUACAAUAUCACAUCUCGUUUGUGGAUUAAUCAUACAAACAUAUGACCGUUGGUGUCUACGCAAUGGUCAAAGCUGGCAAUACCAUUCAACAGUUACGUACUAUUAUGAGCUUUUUUUCACAUGCUUUUACCGGCUAACAGAAAUAACACACUAUCUACAUCUUCUAUUAUGGAGUAGAGUGUUUUCUGUCGCUAGCCUUGUUGUUUUCUUGCAUAUACGUGUAUCUUACUCAAAUUUGGCCAACAGUAUAUCUCGCCACCUAGCACAAAGACGACUAAUGAAAUACAUCAAUGAAAACUACCAGGCUUGCAAGACAGGGUAUUAUGUCGCUUCCAAGGGUGCUAGUGGAACAACAGAAACAAACGAUAAGACUUCACAAAUGUUCUACAUUGAUAACGAAAAUCAAUCUGCACUUAUUUGUGCAAUAUGUUGGGAUGUUAUGACAGAUUGGCGUCGAUUACCAUGUCGUCAUGAUUUCCACGAACACUGCCUUCGUGCUUGGCUUGAACAGAAUCCAAGUUGUCCUACUUGUCGGCGUGAUUUGGGCAUACCUCCUAUACUUCUUCACAAUCAUAACAGGACACAACGGUCGGAAAACGUAGCAUUUGGUAUGCUUGUUCGAAACUUGUUCAAUAAUGUUGGAAACGAAGGUGCAACUAAUCGUAACGGAGUCAAUAAUGUACAGCCACUGAUUGCACCUCAUAAUGCAAUUCAACCUAACCAAACGUCUGGCAUUUCCAGGAUGUUCGCUACGGCCGUAGGGUUAAAUCUUGGAUUAAGUAUUGGUUCUGCUCCAGUUGUCGCUGCUGCCGCUCAAGCGGCUGCACUAAAUGCACUACCUCGCGAAUCAGGCACUCAAGGUUCUGUUGCUAGUAUUUCUGGCUCACAGACUGAAGAAACACCAAAUGUCCACACACAGAAUGAGGACAAUUCAUCUGUACGAGAAGCAACGCAUACUGAUGACCAAAAUCAAACUGCUCCAGGAAAUGAAGCUAGAGACCAAAUUAGACGUAGAUCUUUCCAUUUUGAUGGAUCACGCUAUUUCUCCUGGUUACCAUCUUUACAUGUUGAACUGUCUGAAGUAUUUCGUGAGGUAUUUCAUGUUGGUGGAAUUCAACCCUACAGUGCAAUUAACGAAUUGAAUAAUCCAACAAAUGGUCAACAAACGACAGGUUUUAAUCAUACUAAUGUUCAUAAUUCUAUGUUUAAUGGGAAUAGUGAUUUGAAUGUAUUACCAUUAUAUCUACGUUCUGCUGUUGACCAAUUAACCAAUAUGUUCCCACAAUUCCCACGUUCUGUGAUAAUUGCUGAGCUUUUAGCUACAGGUGUUCCAGAUUUAGCAGCAGAAAACUUAAUGGCUAGACCAUCACCGAUAACCCCUACUUCAAGCUCUAGUAACAUGAUUCCUACUACUAGUGCUAUUGUAAAUCAGAAUAAUUUAUUCAGCGUAACAACUAAUAUAAACCGUGAAACUGAAGAUACCUAUCAAUUUACAUCAUCCAGUCCUCCUUCCUUAUUAAUUGAACAACUGGGUACAGCAGAUGGUGAUGAAGGUGAAGAUGAAGUACUAAAUGGUGACAGGAACUCAUCUUUCGCUGCCAGGCGUAAGGCAAUGUUAUGCAAAGCCAGAAAACGUUUUAUAGCAAGAAUUAAUAAUUCUUAGUUAAUAUUUUUUUCUCGUUUAUUUAUCUUCUUUUCAUUAUUGCACAUUAUUAAUUUACGUACCCGAAAUAUGGCUUUCGUCUUUUAUUUUUUUGUAUUAUUAUUAUCAUUACUAUCACUAAUAGUGCCACAUCUUUAUUAUAGUUAUUCAUUAUAAUUGGCUCUGAUUGGUUUCACAUCAGUUUAGGACACCCCUUGAUUUUUUCCUUUCUUUUUCUUUGCACAUAAAUCAUUGUUAAUUUAACCUGUCGCCUUGGUGUUGUUUUUUUUCCUGCAAACAUUGUUAUUAGUGUGAAAAUUCAAAUUAGUGUUUAACCAUACUUGGUGCAUGUAUGUAUGUGUAAGUGUAUCCUGUUAUUGCAUUACUAGUAAAAUAAAAGUUUAAAGAAAGCAUGCAUAGUUCCGACUAGUGAAAAGUAUUCAUUCAUUCAAUUUGGUAGAUCCAUAAAUACCCUUGAAUUAAGAUUGUUAUUAUUAUUAGUUUUAUUGUUAAUAUUGCCGUUGUUUUGGAGAAUUGGGAUUUUUGUCCCACUUAAAAAAUUAGACCAAGGUAUAUACCUACACGAUUUAUAUGUUGUAUAUUUAAAUUUUUAAUAUUUCUUAAUCUUAAUAGUUUGUUUAUUUGUUGGUUUUUGUUUUUCGGUCACACAUGUCUAGUUGCUUUAAUCCAUCUAACUAUGCAUAAAACAUUCUACGUGAUGAAUAUCUGUUAAGCAGUAGUUAUUUUCUGCAUACUACUAUCAAGAAUUACAUCCAUUAUUUUCUCGAUUAUUUCUAUUACUACUACUACUACUACUACUACUACUACUCAUCACUUAACUUUCAUUUAUCAAAUGAAAGCUAAUUAAUGUUAACAAUUCUCUCCUUUCAUGUUUACUUUCUUUAUGUGUAAAUUCAUGAAAGAAAGGUUGUAUUGUAAUUUCGAACAAAAAUUAAAUCUUUUUCUUUUCUUUUCAUAUUUAUUUAUUCCAUCAAUAUUGUGAAUAACUAGAUAAAAUAUUAAAAGUCUUUUAAUGAGAAAUUGGCUUUUUUAAUGAUGGGAUUUAAAAUAUUAGUAAACUAACCAUUUUGAUCAUAUAUCUCUCGUGAUCGGUGUUUCUUUUAACUCAAUUGUUGUAAAUUGAAAUGGAACUAAUGAACCAAGAGUUCCAAUUAGAGAUUUGAUACAUAUUUAAUCAACAAGUGUCGAAUAUGAAAUAUGCUUCAAGAGUAUGUUAAUUUCAUGAUUAAAAAUACUUUAAUACAUUCAAUAUAUCUC
Molecule: messenger RNA, 3985 nt
Organism: Schistosoma margrebowiei
Lineage: Eukaryota; Metazoa; Platyhelminthes; Trematoda; Strigeidida; Schistosomatidae
Source: the annotation of a GenBank genome assembly